This is a messenger RNA of Aspergillus pseudotamarii, 2415 nucleotides long. RefSeq names its product glycosyl hydrolases family 31-domain-containing protein. The record is from RefSeq and is a predicted model, not a curated record. Gene Ontology annotation, molecular function: alpha-glucosidase activity. The transcript has a single exon. Bases 1 to 2415 code for a protein of 804 amino acids. Gene Ontology annotation, biological process: carbohydrate metabolic process; N-glycan processing. NCBI's taxonomy places the organism in Eukaryota, Fungi, Ascomycota, Eurotiomycetes, Eurotiales, Aspergillaceae.
AUGGAAAAAUACAUCUUCCCCACAAAGCCCAAAGCUAAACCGGGUGCGAUUAUCUCUGGCCCCAAAUAUCGCUUUACCGUCCUUACCGAUCGCCUGCUGCGUUUUGAAUGGGCCGAAGAUGGCCGGUUUGAAGAUCGAGCUUCUACUUUUGCUAUUAACCGUGAUCUCCCAGUCCCAGAUUUUAGGAUCAUUGACAAGGACGGGUUAGAGAUUAUCACGGAGCACUUUCACUUAAGUUAUGACAAGAAGAGAUUCAGUUCCAACGGGAUGGUCGCUCAUCUGAGCGCGAAAAUGACCAAGUAUGGAACCGAAUGGCGAUUUGGAACCCCAUCCACGCUCAACUUAGGAGGAACAGCAAGGACAUUGGACCUAUGCGAUGGACGAUGUGACAUGGGAGACGGAGUCCUGUCGAAAGCUGGCUUCGCAGUGAUCGAUGAUUCUGAAACCAUGCUCUUUGAUGGACAGGGCUUUGUCGCAAACCGGCCAGCCGGAGACCGAGUAGAUGGAUAUCUCUUCGCCUACGGUCGCGACUAUAAGGCAGCGAUCAAAGCAUUUUAUGCUGUAUCUGGCAAACAGCCAGUCGUACCUCGAUACGCUUUAGGCAACUGGUGGAGCCGGUACUAUCCGUAUCGACAGGAGGAGUAUCUCGAGCUCAUGGAUAAGUUCUAUAAGGAGGACAUUCCAUUGUCUGUAGCCGUCCUCGACAUGGAUUGGCAUUUAGUGUCCGAUGAGCGAGUCCCACAUGCUGGCUGGACGGGGUAUACGUGGAAUAAGAAGCUAUUUCCGGACCCGGCAUUGUUCGCUCGUGAAAUUCACGAGCGCAACCUGAAGGUAACAUUGAAUGACCAUCCCCACGAUGGAAUUCACUCUCACGAAGAUUCGUAUCAAGAAAUGGCAGAGUUCCUGGGUCGUGAUACAAGGCAUAAAACUCCGAUCCUAUUUGAUUCAACCGACCCGAAGUUUAUGGAUGCUUACCUCAAUAUUCUGCACCGGAACCUUGAAGCCGUAGCAUGCGACUUUUGGUGGAUUGAUUGGCAGCAGGGGCCGUACUCCAAAAUCCCUGGAAUUGACCCCCUGUGGAUGCUCAACCAUUUCGCCUAUCUCGAUCAUGGACGAGAUGGCAAGAUCCCGCUCAUUCUCUCCCGAUAUGCUGGCCCCGGAAGUCACCGUUAUCCCCUUGGUUUCUCCGGCGAUACGGUGGUGACCUGGGCCUCACUCGAGUUCCAACCAGAAUUUACAGCAACUGCAUCAAACAUUGGGUACGGGUGGUGGAGCCACGACAUUGGUGGCCACAUACAUGGCGGCCGUGAUGACGAGCUUGUCACUCGAUGGGUGCAGCUUGGGGUUUUUUCACCAAUCAUGCGGCUGCACUCAACAUCGUCACGGUGGAUGUCUAAGGAGCCAUGGCUGUAUAGUGCGGAAUGUUACUCAGUUAUGACAGAAUAUUUGAGGUUUCGGCACAAACUGGUGCCAUUCCUCUACACACGGAACAUAAUCUGCGCAACGGAGGAUGAGCUACUUGUACAGCCAAUGUACUGGGAGUACCCCGGACGUGAAGAGGCCUACUCCGUUCCAAAUCAAUAUAUCUUCGGAUCUGAGCUGGUUAUCGCUCCAAUUGUGCAGCCACGGGGUAAGGGGACUGGGUUAGCAUCGGUGAAAGCUUGGCUGCCGCCCGUCGGACGAUUCGUUGAUAUCUUUACUGGUACAGUUUAUGACGGGAAUCGCGAGUUGAUGCUUUAUCGGACCUUGUUCGAGUACCCCGUUCUGGCCCGCCAGGGAUCAAUUAUACCUCUAGACGCUUCUCCCCAGAACGGCUGCCUCAAUCCGGAUACCUUCGAAGUUUUUAUCGUGAUCGGUCAAGAUGGGUAUGCUGACGUUCUUGAAGAUAGCCGAGAUGAUAGACAACAGAAGAAUGAAAAUGUCACGGAUGGAAAGCAACGGGUCUCCACCAUCCGGUAUGCACAGGCAGAAGGAAAGCUUACGGCGGAGGUCACCGGUAGAGUGUGGAGAUUCUGCUUCCUUGGCGUUACCUCUGUACCAAAAAGCUUCAGAGUAUUGAUCAAUGGCCUUGACCGAACAGAUGAUGCCAUUGUGGAUCUCGAAGCCUACACGAAAGGACAAAAUUUAAAUGUCAAGUGUCCGUCCGUAUCAAAUGAACAAUACUCUAUCACCAUCGAACUGGGGCCCAACCCCCAACUCAGUGUGAUAGAUCACAUUCCUCGUAUCGAGGAAGUGAUAAGGGACUAUCAGAUUGAGUUCCAUAUGAAGAACAAGCUGUGGGAUGCUGUGCAAGGGUAUCAGGACCGGCCUCUCAAUGUGACGAUCGGACGCUUGAUGGCGCUGGGGUAUGACGAGGCCAUUGUGGGGCCCAUCCUUGAGCUGAUAUUAGCAGAUAGUAGAUCGGUGAAAGCGUAG